Oryctolagus cuniculus (rabbit) is the source of this 870-nucleotide messenger RNA. RefSeq names its product eppin. Gene Ontology annotation, biological process: negative regulation of peptidase activity. NCBI's taxonomy places the organism in Eukaryota, Metazoa, Chordata, Mammalia, Lagomorpha, Leporidae. Gene Ontology annotation, cellular component: extracellular region. The record is from RefSeq and is a predicted model, not a curated record. Gene Ontology annotation, molecular function: serine-type endopeptidase inhibitor activity.
UCAUCCCGUUUGUGACCUCGGGAACUUGGCGUUCCAGGGGAGAAGGGGGUGGCUGGCUUGUCUCCAGGUCUCAUAUCCAAAGUAUUGGCUGCUGAAGAGAUAGACCCGGGCCAAGGCGAGCAGGCGACUCCAGGUUCUGGAACCAGCAGACAGGACAGCCCCUCUUCAGGAUGAACACUCCAGGACUGCUGGGCACCCUGGUGCUCUUCUUCCUCUUGGUGACUGUCCAGGGACCCCGUCUGAGCGACUGGUUCUUUCCCAGUAAAUGCCCCCGACUCAGAGAAAACUGCGAAUUCCGAGAAAGGGACCUGUGUACGAAGGUCAAACCAUGCCCGAGCAACCAGAAGUGCUGUGUCUUCAGCUGUGGGAAAAAAUGCAUAGACCCUCAACAAGAUAUAUGCAAACUCCCAAAAGACUCCGGCCCCUGCAUGGCUUAUUUUAUUCGGUGGUGGUACAGUAAGGAAAACAACACCUGCUACAGCUUCGUCUAUGGAGGCUGCCUGGGGAACAACAACAACUUCCAGACCCAGGCCAUCUGCCAGGACGCCUGCCAGAAACCCCGCUCCUAACUCCUGCGCGGACGCGGAUACGUGAGAGCAGCCACCAGGAUCUGACCCAGGCACCCGGCUCUGCUAUGAAACUGACCGAUGCGACAGGUUGACUUCCGGGGCUCCACUCUCCGCGACCCAAGGCCUUCGCUCUUCCCAAAACCAAACCCCGGGCUCCUCCUCCCUCUCUGCCAUAGCUGCCGCUUUUCACGCACAACCCUUCCAGUCGGAUUCCAUGCGCUUCACCCCCUUAUCUCCUGAGCUCCCCCACUGUCUCUCUGUAUAGCCCAAUUUCUCCCAAUAAAGUUCUUGCUUAGUCCUA